Molecule: messenger RNA, 901 nt
Organism: Tarenaya hassleriana
Lineage: Eukaryota; Viridiplantae; Streptophyta; Magnoliopsida; Brassicales; Cleomaceae
Product: germin-like protein subfamily 3 member 2
Exons: 1
Coding region: 62-727 (221 amino acids)
Cellular component (GO): cell wall
Molecular function (GO): manganese ion binding
Source: RefSeq, a predicted model, not a curated record
CAAUUCUCUCAUGCACGUAUCAAGGGAAAGUUCAUAAGAAGCUACAACUCAAAAAAAAAAAAUGGAAGGAAACUUUCUACUUCUACUUGUGAUUCUCUCCUUCCAUGUCUACUUGACAACAUCUUCAGACCCCGACCCGAUCCAAGACUUCUGCAUACCGAAACCGAUCUCAUCUCAUCAUCAUCGCCACUUCUCCACUUCACCGCCAUGCAAGAACUCUUCCGAAGUAACCACCGAAGAUUUCAUAUUCUCCGGCUUAAAAUCCGCCGGAAAAUUCAGCCAGACCGGCUUCGCUACCAUACCCGUAAGCCCACUCAACUUCCCCGGCCUCAACACCUUAGGCAUGUCCUUUGUGCGUGCAGAUUUCAAGGUGGGAGCUAUCAAUCCACCGCAUUUUCACCCACGUGCCACUGAAAUAUCCCACGUGGUGAAAGGGCGUGUUUACUCGGGCUUCGUCGAUUCGGACAACCGGGUUUACGCCAGAGUCGUGGAGGAAGGAGAGAUUAUGGUGUUCCCAAAAGGGUUGGUCCAUUUUCAGAUGAACGUCGGAGAUUUUCCGGCCACGGUUUUUGCUAGCCUUAAUAGCCAAAGUCCCGGAGUUCAGAAGAUUCCGGCUGCAGUUUUCGGGUCAGGAAUCGAUGAAGAGUUAUUGGUGAAGGCCUUUGGGUUGAGUCCUAAGCAGAUUGGUACCAUGAAGAAAAGAUUCGAACCCGAGAAGGGCAAAUGAAAUUUCAUUUUUUUUAUAUGCGUAUUCAAACUAUAAUAUAUAUAUAUAUAUAUGGUGGUUAAUGAUCGUUGCUCUAUAUUAUAAUCCCUAGUAUUGUUUUUAUGAUCUUAUGGUGGUCUGUUUGGUUUCAUGUUCGAGUUUGUCCUGUUGUUUAUUGUGGAUUCAAUUAUAUAA